Xenia sp. Carnegie-2017 is the source of this 1081-nucleotide messenger RNA. RefSeq lists its product as uncharacterized. Gene Ontology annotation, cellular component: membrane. The record is from RefSeq and is a predicted model, not a curated record. Bases 130 to 852 code for a protein of 240 amino acids. NCBI's taxonomy places the organism in Eukaryota, Metazoa, Cnidaria, Anthozoa, Malacalcyonacea, Xeniidae. The transcript has 4 exons.
UUGCUUCCUCAUUUUGACUUAAACUUCCUAGAACAAGAUUGUGAUUUUCGUCGUGGAUUAUGGUCACGGUAUUGUCCUUGGGGUAACAUAAACUACAAUAGACAUGGCGAUUUUGACUGGAAUGUGAAUAUGAAUUCAAAAAGGGGAGCAUAUGUAUACGUAAAAUCACCAGUAAACGCAGGCAAGAAAAAGUCCAGGCUUGUCAGUCAAUAUUUUGAUAAUUCUAUUAAGUGCUUAAAGUUCUCUUAUCGUGUUACUGGAGCAUAUGAUGAAAUAGGAUUGAAAAUAUACCAGCAAGCUGCACAAAAAAGCAAAAUAUUACGUUGGUCACAAAGCAAUAUAAAAACAUCUGAAUGGCUUGACGGAGAAGUUACGAUGUCCUACAUAAAGUCCAGCUCAAAUUAUAGGAUAAUCGUGGAAGGUGUUUUUGAGACAUAUAGCUACGGUGAAAUUGAUAUUAGAAAAUUGUCCUUAAAAUCUGGAUCGUGUUAUAAUGGUAGCAGUAAAUCUGCAAAAAAUAUUGGUAUCAUUAUUGGAUCUGUUGGAGCUGCCCUAAUACUAUUCAUUGUCGUAAUCUUCCUCAUUUAUUAUUUCUGCUACAAAAAAUACAAGAGAAAUUCUACUGCAAAUCUCACUAAAGGUGUUAUGAAUCAAGUUUCUUCAAGCUAUGAAGAUACCACGACGACUGACUUACCACCACCAUCUUUUGAAAGUGUGUGUAAUUUACCACCAGCUUAUACCACCACACCACUUGGUAAAGUAAAUCUUGGUACAGUUCCAUCCUUUUUACCUGGCAAUCAACCGACAGACACCCAAAUCUACCAAACAACAGCACAAAUAGAAGCCAAAUGAUUUUUGCUACUCUUUCUGCUACUGAAAAUUCAAGUCCUGACUUAAACAUUCCAAUUUAUAGCACAUCAUUUAUCAUAUAAAAUUUGUAUUUGUACUUCAUUUGUCUGUAUCUUUUUUAGAUUGGAAAUGUGAUUUUAAAUAAGUUAGUUGGUUUGUAUAUGACAUUAGAAAUAAAAGCAUCAGCAAUAUACCAUUUGUAAAUGCAUUAAAUAUUACAAAAGAUGUCAAA